Molecule: messenger RNA, 1665 nt
Organism: Trypanosoma conorhini
Lineage: Eukaryota; Euglenozoa; Kinetoplastea; Trypanosomatida; Trypanosomatidae
Exons: 1
Coding region: 1-1665 (554 amino acids)
Source: RefSeq, a predicted model, not a curated record
AUGGCACGAAAACAAAAGCGAAAUGUGCCUCCCGAAGGUACAGCGGCCGCUUCAUCCGGCCCAGAAGCUACAGUCCUUGAUGACGCGGCCGGCAACGAGAGCGCCCAAAGCAGUGGCGACGGAGAUGUCUUACUGGAUACGCAGGCACCCCGGGAGGCGCCGGACCUUGAGCACGAGGCUUCGUUGAACUCCGACCUGCCGCUUUCCAGCCAGCAGGGUGGAGGCGCAAGGUCUGCUCUCAUGGAGGUCCAGAAGAGGACACGAAGAGAAGGCAAGGACACGGCUGGAAUGGGGCAGUUCCUUUACAUCCAUUUUUAUCUUUGGCCGAUUAAGGGUCCUCAGAGUGGGACUCCAAGCCUGGAUCAUCUAAACCCAAGGCUGCAGAAACUUGCCCGGAGCGUUGAGUCGCUGUUUCCGCCGGGUACAUCCUUUGACGUUCGUCGCGAGGUUCGCCUCAAUCGUCACUUAAAUCAAAGGGAUCACAGGUACUGCAAUAAGAUUCACAAAAAUCAAGACAUGUUGAAAUUUAAAAUUACUCUAUGCGAGGAGCAUAGAUUUAUACCGGCCGAGUUUGCAAACGCUUUGUCUCCAUGCGACGAGUUGCCAUUCCACAUGGCCUUUGUAUUUGACCCUACGCUUGUGGCAGAGGUGACACACUACAAGAAUAUACGGUGCCCUCCCAAAAGGGAAUCUGGCACGACUGAAGGCACUUACUUUGUGGCGGUGUUUAGAGGCGUCCAGGUAAGCUCUAUUCGUGAGCUGGUGGACGCCUUUUUUCGCGCCUACUUGGAGAAAACCGAAGCAGAGCUGGAGAAGAACCACCCCUUUCCCCUUAUUUCCACCGCAACGAGCUGCCCCGUUCAAGAGCCGUCCGUUUCAACUACAGCGGAGGCCGACGAUACGGGGCAGGAGAAACCUGCUAAGAAGUCAGACACGAUUCCCGUGGAGUUCGUGUCGCCGCGAGCCUUUCUUGAAGAAAAGGAACAUCAUAAAUUGAUCAACGGUCCUGUGCAACAGGUUUUGGUGCGUGACAGGCAGUUGGGGGUGAUGGUGCUUGGCCGCGCAUGCGACAAAAACAUUAUUGGCCCUCCAGCUCGUCCCGCGACGGGGGCAAGACGGGUUUUGGCCUCCAAAGGCAGCGAGCAAAGCAGCACGCACUCCGCACAGUCGAGGAGUGCGGAUGUAAUUCUCCACGUACCUUCACCACUGCUUCCGCCAUUCACGCUCUGGCACCUCACCGGUGCCACUGUGGAGGCAGUCGGGGUCUUCACACGUUCAUCUUCAUCCACUCCGGAGUUCCGGGUUCGGUGCAGCAGCCAUGACGACGACGACGACGACGGCGACGACGACGACGAAAACAACGACAACGUUGUACUUGCACAAUGGGCACAGAAGCUCAAAAAGAAACGGACAAGGGAAGGUAAAAUCCCCCUCACGCAGGACGUCAUGAACCUGAAAGAUGCCCACAAACUUCUAUCUGGUCGCCAAGCAAAGGAGAAGUCGAUGCAAGGGAAAAGGACACGGAGCACGUCUUCUGUUCCCCUCGCUGACGUGGAAAGCUUGACUCAUUACGGCGAGGCUUUGGACGCUUUUAGAUUGCAUGAUGAGAUGGGCCCCACCCUCGGGUGGCUGUUGCGCUCCAGCACGGCCUUCGUCAUUGACUAG